AUGCUAGAAGAUGGAUUUACUAAGCCUAAUACGAUCAUAGCUCAAGUUUUUAGGACAAAGAAAGAUAACCUCUUUGAUUUUGCUUUAGUGGAUGCCGACAAGUUAAAUUAUGGGAAAUACCACGAACGUUUGCUAAAACUUGUCAAAGUUGGAGGAGUUAUUGCAUAUGAUAAUACGCUUUGGUCUGGUAGUGUAGCUGUUCCAGUGAAUCCAUCCUAUCCCGAGGAGUUCAUUGAAGUGAGAAACCUUCAAGUGAAGUUUAAUGAUUUCUUAGCUGCUGAUUCUCGCAUUGAUAUAUCAUAA
Messenger RNA from Phoenix dactylifera (date palm), 303 nucleotides. Lineage: Eukaryota; Viridiplantae; Streptophyta; Magnoliopsida; Arecales; Arecaceae. The record is from RefSeq and is a predicted model, not a curated record.